GUGACGUGAUAUUAUUGUGAAUAAGUUUAUAAAAAAAGUGCUGCUGUCAAACGUACACUCGAAAUUAAUUACGCUGGAGAUUAUUUGCAAUUGGAAUAGAAACGAUGCUUAAUGGAAUAUUUCAAAGUGGCAACAAAUGUUGGAGAUUGUUUUAAGAUUGAAAUAUUGACUGUAACUUUACGUGAAUAAUUUAAAAUACUUUACAUGAGGGAUUCGUUUGGAGUGUUGGCAUCUGAUGCUCAUUAAAUGAAUUCGUGGAACGCGUAAAAUCUGUUAACUGCCACAGAAGAAAAAUCAGUACAGACGAAAAAAGAGUUGUGAGCAGGAUUGUGGAAGCAGAAAGUCACCAUAACAGCCGAGAGUAAAUACCAGUGAGCAAAUUGACUGAUAAGCCAUUUGACGCAUAGUCAGUUUUCCAGUUGAUCGUUAGACGCCGUCGUUAUUUUCAACGCUCACUAGUUUAUGUAUAUUCAUGUAAAAUAUCACAACGACGCCAUACUAUAAUAAAGAUUCAGAAUUUUACAAAACAAAAGAGCAGAGGUGAAAAAUAAAAGCAUAAAAGGAGAGAAUACGAAAAAGGUUCAGCUCAAAUUUUAUUGUGCGUGUGAUUAAAGCGUAGCGAUAAGCGGCCAUUAAAAGCAUAACUACUGACCGGUGUAGCCGUGGCCCGAAAGCACAAGCCAGUAUUGCUUAGAGACUGUAUCUAAAGUGAGUGAAUAAUUCAAACGCUGGACACGUUGCUGUCAAUCAGCCGCACCGACGCAUUGACGCAGGCGACAGUGCAAAGGCGUGGACGUGGAGGCGGAGGUGGUAGCGCCGCUGCAGUUGGUGCAGGUGGAGUUGCAGGCAGAGGCAGCAUUAGUCGCUGGACCGAAAUACCAUUGGGCAUAAACACGCGAAAUAUGCCACACACAGGUCAGGCUGGCGUUAACCAACUGGGUGGCGUUUUUGUCAAUGGCCGGCCAUUGCCUGACUGUGUGCGCCGCCGCAUUGUCGAGUUGGCACUUUGCGGUGUUCGUCCGUGCGACAUAUCGCGGCAAUUACUGGUCUCGCAUGGUUGUGUUUCGAAAAUAUUGACGCGCUUCUAUGAGACUGGUUCUAUACGACCGGGAUCGAUUGGUGGCAGCAAAACCAAGCAAGUGGCCACACCCACCGUUGUCAAGAAGAUCAUUCGCCUGAAAGAGGAGAACAGCGGCAUGUUUGCUUGGGAAAUUCGGGAACAGCUCCAACAGCAACGCAUCUGCGACCCAUCUUCGGUGCCCUCGAUCAGCUCCAUCAACCGCAUUCUGCGCAACAGUGGUCUGUGGACUGAUGAGAUGACGUCGAGUCAGCAAAAUGCUGCUGCCGCCGCUGCAGCCGCACAGCAAAUGUCAACUGCCGCGUACGCCACGCAGGCGCACAUUUAUGCGAAAGCGCCGCCGCCGCCGCUACUGCUGGCAGCAGUAACACCACCGCCGGCUGUCAACCAGGCCCUGAGGGUGCCGGCAUUGCCACAACAACACUCCGUCGGCGAUAUGCCCAUCAAACCCGCACCGAAACAUCCCACCGUGGCGCAUAUGGCAGCCCUGACCGCCACUGGUGGUAACAACUCAGCACUGGCGCAACUCUCGGCUACCGUUUCCUCAGCGGUGUCGGGCCAUCUAAGCGCACAGGAUCUCAGCUACACGGCAUUGCACAAACAUUGGCUCUGGCAUCCCUCGCUCCUGUAUUAUUCGACGCAGCAUUCUGCGCAAACCGCCAACCAGUUCUUACCCUAUGCGCAAGCUCAGUGUCCAGCGUAUUUCCAUGCCGGCGGUAGUGGUAGUAGCAGCAGUGGCAUUGGCAGCAUGCUGAGUACUGAAGGCACUAUUGAUUUGGUCGCACACAGCGCCGGCGACGCGCUUAGCGAUUGUGAUUCGGGCAAAUCUUCGCCGGCGACUUCGCUAAAUGCCGCACCUACCACGGGUUCGUUGAGCGGCAGAGAGUCGACUCACAAUAAAGUCACCAACUGUCGCAAACGCAAUCCCUACUCCAUUGAGGAGCUUUUAAAAAAGCCCGAGAAGCGAUUGCGUUUACAUGCUAAAAGUCCGCGCAAAGAGGACGAAUCAAGUGGCAGUAGCAUCAGUUCGAGUGGCAGUAGUCGGAGUAGCUGCUGCGAUGAUAGCUGUGAUGAGACGCGUAGCCAGCAGACAGAAACGCUGGUCACCGACGAUUGCAACGACAAUGUGGAAGUGGUGAACUAAGUUGGAAAAUGUAAUACGAACAAUGAGAAAAGUAUUUAUUAAAAUGGAUUAUUGAUUUAUUUAUAUGAAAGUCGCACUGUAAUUAAUUGGAUUAAAAGUGUA
Molecule: messenger RNA, 2324 nt
Organism: Anastrepha ludens (Mexican fruit fly)
Lineage: Eukaryota; Metazoa; Arthropoda; Insecta; Diptera; Tephritidae
Product: paired box pox-neuro protein-like
Biological process (GO): anatomical structure development; regulation of transcription by RNA polymerase II
Molecular function (GO): DNA-binding transcription factor activity, RNA polymerase II-specific; RNA polymerase II cis-regulatory region sequence-specific DNA binding
Source: RefSeq, a predicted model, not a curated record